Purpureocillium lilacinum is the source of this 1374-nucleotide messenger RNA. RefSeq names its product autophagy protein. The record is from RefSeq and is a predicted model, not a curated record. Lineage: Eukaryota; Fungi; Ascomycota; Sordariomycetes; Hypocreales; Ophiocordycipitaceae. Gene Ontology annotation, cellular component: phagophore assembly site membrane; extrinsic component of membrane; fungal-type vacuole membrane. Gene Ontology annotation, molecular function: protein binding; phosphatidylinositol-3,5-bisphosphate binding; phosphatidylinositol-3-phosphate binding. Gene Ontology annotation, biological process: protein localization to phagophore assembly site; autophagy of mitochondrion; protein lipidation.
AUGGCGAGCCCUACAUUGAAUUUCAUUACCUUCAACCAGGACCACAGCUGUCUUGCUGUCGGCACCUCGAAAGGCUUUCGCAUCUACCAUACAGACCCCUUCUCUAGGAUAUUCACCAGCGAUGACGGAAAUAUUGCCAUCAUAGAAAUGCUCUUCUCAACUUCCCUGGUCGCCCUGAUCCUGUCUCCACGUCACUUGAUCAUACAAAACACAAAGAGAGCCUCUGUUAUCUGCGAACUUACUUUUCCGUCUGCGGUCCUCGCCGUCCGCUUGAACCGGAAGCGCCUCGCUGUCGUUCUCGAGGAAGAGAUAUACCUGUACGACAUCAGUAACAUGAGCCUGCUAUACACCAUUCCCACCUCUCCGAACCCCUCAGCGAUCUGCGCCCUCUCGCCGUCCUCGGAGAAUUGCUUUAUUGCAUACCCACUCCCAAAGCCCCGCGAGGACUCGGACAACAGGCGUCCAUCACAUGCUCCUCCACAGUCGACUUACGUGGCCCCCACCUCGGGAGAAGUCCUGGUAUUCGACACCCUAACACUCAAGGCCGUCAACGUCAUAGAGGCUCAUCGAUCUCCCCUAUGCUGCAUCUGUCUCAACAGCGACGGCACCCUGCUUGCGACGGCUAGCGAGACGGGUACAAUCAUACGAGUCUUCUCGGUCCCGCGCGGCCAGAAGUUGUACCAGUUCAGGCGUGGGACAUAUCCAUCGACUAUCUACAGCAUGUCCUUUAACCUCAGUUCCACUCUCCUCUGUGUCUCCUCCACAUCAGACACAGUACACAUAUUCAGGCUAGGCCCACCCCCUGGCAACACAACGCCCGCUGGAGCACCAAUUGAACCCCCAGGUUCUCCGAGGCAAGAUCGCUGGUCACGCGCCCGGAGCUAUGAAGAUGCCGACUCUCCAGGCAACAGCGCUGCCGAGUCUCCACGAAGUGACGCUGCGGAGCUCUCGGCGGCGAACACACCCACAGGCGCCAACAAGCAGGGCCACCGGAGACAGAGCGGAUCGUUUAGCAACAUGCUUCGGCGGUCGUCGCAGAUCAUGGGCCGCGGCGUCGCCGGGGUAGUUGGUUCCUAUCUCCCAUCGUCAGUGACCGAGAUGUGGGAACCACUGAGGGACUUUGCCUACAUCAAGAUACCCAAAUCGGCAGCAUCCGGUGCCCAAGCUCGAACGGCUGGAACCACCCCGGCAGGCCCCCUUCGCAGCGUCGUGGCGAUGAGCAGCAACAGCCCCCAGGUGAUGGUAGUCACGAGCGACGGCGGGUUCUACGUCUACAACAUUGACAUGGAGAACGGUGGAGAAGGCUAUUUGGUGAAACAAUUCUCGGUGUUGGAAGGGGACGAUAAGAAUGACAUCUCAGCCUACGGGGCGUAG